AUGGCCACUGAGGACAACAACCCAGAAGCCAUGGAUGGUCCAGCAUCCAAGAGGCUCAAGACAAGCCACGCCGAAGAAAAUGGUGUCACAAAUGGCAAUGCCGGAUCUGAUGGUGUUCAGGACUCUGGCUCAGCAGCGGCAUCUGGAGCACCCACGACUGAGCGCCGACGAGGAAUGGCCCCCAUCAAAGCCGAAUAUCUUGUCACGGCUCCUGGUGCAACUAAAAUGGAGGUCGAUGAUGAUGCCGCAGAAGCUGGACCUGUAGGCUCGAAUGAUCCAGUCACUGGCAAGCCAGACCCUCGAGGAGAGAAUGGUGGCCGCAGAUCAAAAGGCCGGAAGAAGCAAAACGGCCAAAACAAAGCUCGAGACUAUGGAUAUACCGCAGAUGCCAUAAAGCUCUGCAACAGUAGAGCUUUCAACAACGAGUUUUCUCCUAGGGAAUGCAAGUAUGGAGAGCGAUGCAACCUGUGCCAUGACUUGCGCAAGUAUCUCAAGGAGGGUCGCAGAGAGGACUUGGACACGAUGGGAGGUACCUGUUAUGUCUUUGAGACGCAUGGCAAGUGCCCCGCUGGCUGGAAAUGCCGCUUUGUCAAGAGUCACUCCAAGGAGAUCAAGUAUGAGGAUGGCAGGUCCGAGCUGAUUUUGGAGGGAGCGCCAGAUGAGUCUACCAGCAUGGGUGAAAAUGCCGACAAGAGACCAGGAAUUGUCAACGUGGCAACCAACGACCAGAAAUGGAGCCUCGCAAAGAAGAAGGCCGACCUUGCAAGGUCCGAGACGUACAUUGGCUGGCUGAACAAGGACAUGGACCGCACGCGAGAUCUUUACGGCUCAAAGAAUAGGACUGCCGAAGGUGGCCAAGAAGUGAUUGAGGAACGACGGGCUCAGUUUGUCGACCCACCCUUCAAGGCAUCCGAAAAGCGCAAAAUCUACUUUGGAAGGGAAACUCCAGUCCUCGCUCCUCUGACCACCCAGGGCAACCUACCAUUCCGCCGCUUGUGCAUUGAGCUGGGAGCUCAGGUCACAUACAGCGAGAUGGCUCUGGCAAUGCCAAUGGUGCAAGGUAACAACAGCGACUGGGCGCUGAUGAAAGCUCACGAGUCCGAAAUUGCACCGCCCCGGUUCUCUCCUUCCGAUAAUGUCGUCAAGGGCUAUGAUAACUCGAAGGAUCUGAAGUUUGGUGCUCAAAUAGCUGGCAACCAACCUUGGGUUGUGAUCAAAGCAACCGAGGCUCUUACGAAAUAUCUUCCUCAUUUGCGCGUGGUUGACAUUAACUGCGGCUGUCCUGUCGAUUCAGUGUUUCAGUCUGGCGCAGGAAGUGCACUUCUCGAUUCUCCAACGAAAUUAGAGCGCAUGAUUAGAGGCAUGAACGUGGUCUCGGGCGAGGUGCCCAUCACGGCCAAGAUUCGCAUGGGAGUCCGCGAUAACAAGCCCACGGCUUUCAGACUUGUAGAGCGCUUGGCUCUUGGUGACGAGGAUCUGCGCGACAGACUUGGUGCUCCUGGUUGUGCAGCAAUCACUUUGCAUGGCCGCAGCCGACAGCAGCGAUACACAAAGAGUGCUAACUGGUCCUACGUUGCUGAGUGUGCCACACUCAUCAAGUCCUAUAACCAAAAGCUUGCUGAUGUGACGGACACGGCCCAGGCCCCGGAUCCAAGUACACAACCAAACAAUGGCAAAAUGUACUUCCUCGGUAAUGGCGACUGUUACUCUCAUGUCGACUAUUUCAACCACGUUGAUAAUGCCAAGGUCGACUCGGUCAUGAUUGGCCGCGGCGCUCUGAUCAAGCCAUGGAUCUUUGAGGAAAUCGAAAAGGGACAAUAUCUCGACAAGUCUGCCUCUGAAAGACUCGAGUACGUUGAGAAAUUUUGCAAGUAUGGACUGGAGAACUGGGGCUCGGACGAGAUGGGAAUAGGCUUCACUCGGCGAUUCCUACUAGAGUGGCUCAGCUUUACGCACCGAUAUGUGCCUGUUGGUCUUCUCGAGUAUCUGCCACCCAGUCUCAACGAUCGGCCGCCUGCCUAUCGCGGACGUAAUGAUCUCGAGACGCUUCUGGCCAGUGACAACUACAAGGACUGGAUCAAGAUCAGCGAGAUGUUCUUGGGGCCUGCCCAUCCUGGCUUCAAGUUCCAGCCGAAGCACAAGUCGAACAGCUACGAGAUGGAAGCAGAGGGAUAG
This is a messenger RNA of Pestalotiopsis fici W106-1, 2175 nucleotides long. RefSeq names its product tRNA-dihydrouridine synthase. The coding region runs from base 1 to 2175 and encodes 724 amino acids. Gene Ontology annotation, biological process: tRNA processing. The transcript has 2 exons. Gene Ontology annotation, molecular function: flavin adenine dinucleotide binding; tRNA dihydrouridine synthase activity; RNA binding. The record is from RefSeq and is a predicted model, not a curated record. Lineage: Eukaryota; Fungi; Ascomycota; Sordariomycetes; Amphisphaeriales; Sporocadaceae.